Messenger RNA from Triplophysa rosa, 548 nucleotides. Its product is annotated as C-C motif chemokine 13-like. Gene Ontology annotation, cellular component: extracellular region. Lineage: Eukaryota; Metazoa; Chordata; Actinopteri; Cypriniformes; Nemacheilidae. Gene Ontology annotation, biological process: cellular response to interleukin-1; inflammatory response; lymphocyte chemotaxis. The coding region runs from base 182 to 493 and encodes 103 amino acids. The record is from RefSeq and is a predicted model, not a curated record. The transcript has 3 exons. Gene Ontology annotation, molecular function: chemokine activity; CCR chemokine receptor binding.
AAAAGAACGUCAUGCACCACUUCUGUGUGUUGAUACUCAGAAAUGGAUUUACAUGAAUAUCUGUUAAAGGAACAUGUCUCCUGCUGUGUAUAUAAGAAGAUGUUCAGAUGAUAUUCUGCACACAUCUCUUCUCCAGCUUUGAGAUCUUCAUUUCGUCACUGUGAACACAUCAUCUGGAAGAAUGAGACAUCUGAUGAUGCUGCUGUUUCUGGUGAUCUUCUGCUGUCUGCAGCUGACUACAAGUGCUCCAAUUGCUUCUGAGAUGGUAAAUUCAGAGUGCUGUUUCAAGUUCAAUAAUGUACUGAUUCCUUUGAAGCGUGUGAAGUUGUACUAUUGGACCAGCGAUAACUGCGCCAAGCGUGCCAUUGUGUUUCAGACUGAUAAAAGGAAGAUCUGUGUAGACCCAGAAACCACCUGGGUGAGCCGCCAUAUGGCUAAAGUGGACAACAGAACAACUACAGCUACACCAAAGACUCAAACCACCACAGUCUAAAAGAAUCUGUUCAUCUCUGUUUGAUGUGUAAAUUUAACAUUGUACAUAUGCUUCA